Thlaspi arvense is the source of this 216-nucleotide messenger RNA. NCBI's taxonomy places the organism in Eukaryota, Viridiplantae, Streptophyta, Magnoliopsida, Brassicales, Brassicaceae. The record is from the annotation of a GenBank genome assembly.
AUGCUUGAUGGCACAUCUAAUAUGUUUGAAGAAUCUGAUUGGGGUAGUUGUGUUUCAUCUGAUGCUUCUGAAGAAAAUGGUACUGAUAGUGAUGAGGAGUUUGAGUGUAGAGACGUCACUGAUUCAACUGAUGAUGAUGUGCUAGCUGAUAUGUCAUUGGAAAAUGAUACUGAUGUUGAUAUGGAGUGUAAAUCUGAUGAUGAAACUGAUGGAUAA